AAUUAAAAUUAAUCAAAUAAUUAACCAAAUAAAUAAUUUAAAAUUCUGUAAAUAAUUUAAAACAUGCAAAUUUUUGUAAAAACCCUUACUGGCAAAACCAUCACCUUAGAGGUCGAAGGUUCUGAUACUAUUGAAAAUGUAAAAGCUAAAAUCCAAGAUAAAGAAGGUAUCCCACCAGAUCAACAAAGACUUAUCUUUGCCGGUAAACAAUUAGAAGAUGGUCGUACUCUUUCCGACUACAAUAUUCAAAAAGAAUCUACCCUCCAUUUAGUUUUAAGACUUCGUGGUGGUAUGCAAAUUUUUGUAAAAACCUUAACUGGUAAGACUAUCACCUUAGAAGUCGAAGGUUCUGAUACCAUCGAAAAUGUAAAAGCUAAAAUCCAAGACAAAGAAGGUAUCCCACCAGAUCAACAACGUCUCAUUUUUGCCGGUAAACAAUUAGAAGAUGGUCGUACUCUUUCCGACUAUAAUAUUCAAAAAGAAUCAACUCUUCAUUUAGUUUUAAGACUUCGUGGUGGUAUGCAAAUUUUUGUAAAAACCUUAACUGGUAAAACCAUUACUUUAGAAGUCGAAGGUUCUGAUACCAUCGAAAAUGUAAAAGCCAAAAUCCAAGAUAAAGAAGGUAUCCCACCAGAUCAACAACGUCUCAUUUUUGCCGGUAAACAAUUAGAAGAUGGUCGUACUCUUUCCGACUACAAUAUUCAAAAAGAAUCAACUCUUCAUUUAGUAUUAAGAUUAAGAGGUGGUCUCUAAAUUAAUAAAAUAUCCCUAAUAAAUGUAUUUUUAUUUCAAAACAAAAAAUAUGUUAUUUUUUAUAU
Molecule: messenger RNA, 818 nt
Organism: Dictyostelium purpureum
Lineage: Eukaryota; Evosea; Eumycetozoa; Dictyosteliales; Dictyosteliaceae
Product: ubiquitin
Exons: 1
Coding region: 64-753 (229 amino acids)
Biological process (GO): protein ubiquitination; modification-dependent protein catabolic process
Cellular component (GO): cytoplasm; nucleus
Molecular function (GO): protein tag activity; ubiquitin protein ligase binding
Source: RefSeq, a predicted model, not a curated record